Messenger RNA from Prorocentrum cordatum, 1065 nucleotides. NCBI's taxonomy places the organism in Eukaryota, Dinophyceae, Prorocentrales, Prorocentraceae. The record is from the annotation of a GenBank genome assembly.
AUGGAUUCCAGGUGGGGCAAACAGUGCCAGACCGAGGUGAGCUGCUCGCUGUUACAUUGCACAGGUGACCACGUCGCCUUCAACUGGCUGCCCAAGGUUACUCUCGCAGCUCAAUCUGGCACCGCUGUCACCGAAGGCCACAGGGGCCACGGCGCUCAGAACGCGCGGCGAGUCGCCCAUGUCGAAAGGUGCGACCAGGAGGACCCUGCCGUGGGCGCCCCACCAGAGUUCCGACAGCCAGACCAACCACGGGCAACUUUUCUUCAGAGGGGCGACCGAGGAAAGAUUGUCCUAGACUACCAACCGCCAGCUGACCGCAAAUUCGACCCUUCUUCUGCAGCGCCGGCAGCUUGCAUUCCAGAGUGGGCGCAAGUCUACUUAGCAUCCACCGCCCUCACGCACGAAUGCGCCCACGUCACGCGCGACGUUGGACCUGUAGUCACCCCGGCCAGCGCGGCCAGGGGAUGGGCGAAUACGUUGCGCAAUCACCGCUGCGCGCCAGCGUUCAUCGGCGCGGCCAACCCGCGAUGGAAACGCGAAGCCCAUUCUAGCGGCAGCGACGAUCUUCAGGGCAACUUCCGACGGAACCAAACUGCGCCCAUCGCCAGCGACCCAGCCAGACACUGGUCGGCCCCGCCGACUCGCCUACUUUGCCACUGCGCGGCGACGCGGCGCAAGACCAACAGGGGCGAGACCGAGAGGGGGGCCUUGAUCGCCGCGCUGCCGCGGGAAAGAACAGGGAACAUGGCCAAAGAGCUCGCCAACAGUCAGCAGGCCCGCAGGAUCCUCGCGACCCAGGUCCACAAGAGGGCUCUUAUCCGGGACUCCGAGGGGAUGGCUACCAAUUCCAGGACCUAUUGCAAGCAGAAGUACGAGCUUCGGGACUUCAUGCUCCGCGCCGCAGAGGAGAACAGCAGUUGCUUUGAGUCAAGUGAGACACUGCAGCUCCUCGGGCAGCGCGCUGACGUGCUCGGCGCGAGCGCCUUCAGGGCGAUGCGUCAAUCGUGUCUUCGCGCCCCGCAGCUCCAAGCUGGCGCCUCAGACACGAGCUGCGCCGCGCACUGA